Molecule: messenger RNA, 2039 nt
Organism: Cloeon dipterum
Lineage: Eukaryota; Metazoa; Arthropoda; Insecta; Ephemeroptera; Baetidae
Gene: Bem46
Product: abhydrolase domain containing 13-like protein Bem46
Exons: 5
Coding region: 276-1325 (349 amino acids)
Cellular component (GO): membrane
Molecular function (GO): palmitoyl-(protein) hydrolase activity
Source: RefSeq, a predicted model, not a curated record
UCAAGUCAAAAUUCUUUAGUCACACACAAUCAGCUGGACAAUGUUUAUUUAUUCGAUAAUGUAUUAGGUACAAUAUUUGAGUUGUGAAACCUCUCAAACUUUAAACAAUGCAACUGGGGUGCUGCAUUAACCACAAUUAAGCAGCCAGAGCGGCAAAUUCUUCUCCAUUUUGAAUGCUGAAAAUGGUGCGCUCGAAAAUGGUAAUUUCCGUCGAAAAGUCAAGCACGUUUCUCCAAGCUAUGUUUGCCUCUUAAAUUCGUUACCAAGCCCCCGAAAUGGCUCGGUUGAUGAUGUUAAAGGCGGCAGUUCUGCUCAGACUAUUGGGCAAAGUAGCCAUGGGCUGUUGGGCAUGGUCCAGCUCAAUGCUGCUCGGUUGCGUCCUUCUUUACUGGGUAUACGGAGGGUUUUUUGCAUUCCUUCUCCUUUGCAUUGCUAUAACGGGAAUUUUAUAUCAUGCCGAGGACCACCUUCUCUUCCAUCCUGAGCAACCCUCUCAUUCCCGAGUGUUUGUGCCUGUCCCGUCCAUGUUCGGUCUUCCGUACGAGAACCUCUUCAUCAGGUCUCUUGAUGGAACCCUUCUCCAUAUGUUCUUCAUCAGGCAGCAACCCCAGAAAGCCACAACUGCUCCGACUAUCCUUUUCCUGCAUGGCAAUGCGGGAAACAUGGGCCACAGAUUGCACAAUGCUCUGGGUCUAUAUCACCAGCUCGGCUGUAACAUUUUGCUGGUGGACUACAGGGGCUACGGAAUGUCGCAAGGUUCACCUUCCGAAGAAGGUCUUUAUCUUGACGCACAAGCUGCUCUAUAUUACCUGUCAUCAAGGAAGGACAUAAACCAUAAUGAAAUCAUUGUUUUCGGGAGAUCGCUAGGGGGAGCUGUUGCAAUCGAUUUGGUGUGUAGGGUAGAUUGUGCGCCUAAAAUCUGGUGCGCCAUAGUUGAAAACUCGUUCACCAGCAUCCCAGACAUGGCGCACAUUCUGCUGGGCUCAAGAAUCAUCAAAUCUCUUCCACUGUUUUGCUACAAAAAUAAGUUCCCAAGUUAUGAUAAAGCACCGUGCAUGGCUCGGCCGGCACUUUUCAUAUCCGGCCUUGCGGACACGCUCGUGCCGCCGCGGAUGAUGACCACGCUGAGCCAGCGGUGCGGCAGCAUCCACAAGCAGCUGCUGUGCUUUGAGACGGGUUCGCACAACGAGACGUGGACCUGCCACGGCUACUACCACGCCAUCAGCACCUUCCUGAAUGACUUGCGGGAGCGCAACAACGGACCAGUGGCGCAGGCACCGUUGCCAGCGUCCAGACCCCCGGUGCCUGACCAGGCUUCCCUGUGAUAAGAAAGAAGAGAAACCAGUCAUUCUGUCAGUUUGCGUAUGGGGAGUGAGUUUGCGUGAUUAUUUAUUCAUUUUGUCCUAACUGUGUUAGAUGUGAGUCAAUAACCGAUAGAUAACACAAGUGAAGUACACACCGCAAUGAAUACUUAAAGAUUUUCAACUGGUAGUUUAACUGCUAGGUUUAUUGAGUUGCUGGUAGGUCGCCAAUGUUUGGCAGAGUCACCGUAUUGCUAGUUUCUUCCUAUUAAGGUAAUUGAUUUGUGAUGCAUUUUAACAAGCAACAAUCUAGUGCAUGCUUUUGUGACACUUAAAAUUUUAUUACUUACUUUGAAAGUUAAGUAUUCACAAAAUUGGCUUCAUUAAAAUUCAACUGUCAACUUAAAAGUGGCUAUUUUUUAAAGCAGAAAAUGUUUUGUUAAUAUUGUUGGAAAUUUGGUGGAGUGAUGAUAAUCUGUGUUGAUUAUUCAAUGUGAUGUUUGUUAUAUUGGUUAUGUUUGAAUUUUCGCGAAAAAAGAAAAUGACAAUUUUGCUUCGAAUUUUUACACAAUGCACCUUUGAGAAACAUGAUGUAUGAUUAGAAUGUACUCUUAAGGUGGCGAUAACAGUUACCUGCCAAAGAUAAUUAUUUAGAGAUUGAAUUUAAUAUUGAUAAUUUAAGGAAAAGACAAUUGUUACGGUACGUCAGUGCAAUUAAAAAGACCCAUUGAAAUGAUA